Messenger RNA from Anopheles cruzii, 2445 nucleotides. Its product is annotated as mucin-12-like. The transcript is spliced from 3 exons. Lineage: Eukaryota; Metazoa; Arthropoda; Insecta; Diptera; Culicidae. Gene Ontology annotation, molecular function: DNA-binding transcription factor activity, RNA polymerase II-specific; RNA polymerase II cis-regulatory region sequence-specific DNA binding. The record is from RefSeq and is a predicted model, not a curated record. Gene Ontology annotation, biological process: regulation of DNA-templated transcription. Bases 1 to 2445 code for a protein of 814 amino acids.
AUGCCCCGGUGUUACGUGGUGAAAAAACAACAGCCCGCGGCACCGCAGGUGAUGCCGUACCGGAACCGGAUGACGCCGCCGCGGAAGGACGUGGACUCGUCCAGCGGACCAGUCAGCCCCACCGAGGGCUGUGUGGCACCGAUUUAUUACACCAACAUUUCGGACAACAAAAGCGGGUUCACCAUCCCGCUCAGUGACUUCCGGGCGUUCAAAUGUGGGCCAAACAACAGCAACAGCAACACCAAUCCAAUCAACGUGAAGACCAACUCCUCCAGGCAUCUGUCGGUAAGUGCUUCCACCAACAACAACAACAACAACAACCACAACGGCAGCCAGGCGGACGGCCGCAUCUCGGACCCGGCCGCGGUCCUGACGAUCCGCGUCCCGGCCAGCGUCGGCCCAUCGAUAGGCGCGAAAUCUGGCCGUAAUAAUCCUAAUUAUGGUGGCAGCAGCGCCGGCAGUGGCGUCAUCGCGGGCCCUCGCCGCAACGAGCCUGGGACCACCAGUGGGUCGACGACAGCCACAUUAAUUUAUGCUACCGAAACAUCUUCCGUGUCGCCGAUCGUGGCGGCGGCCGCGGCCGCCCAAGUGUCCGAUAAGAGGCAAGAUAAAUCAUCUCUCUCGUACGGACGGCGGCAAGCACCAACACCGUCAGUUGGUCACCGUCAGCAGCCGGCGCACCACCAACGGCCACCACUGCCACCACCGUCGUCCUCGUCCUCGUCGUCGGUGAGUCCAGAGCAACAGUCAAGUGGCGUUUACCAGCAAGCGACACCACCGUACGACACGACGGCGGCCAUAUUUCGCGAUCGCAGCAUCGAAGAAACGGAAGCCGCGCAUGAUUUAUUGUCCCUGUCGCAAAGCUUGCCCCCGCUGACGGCCCCGUGCGUCGUGACGAUCCUGCACCCGGGCAGCGGUCCCGUGGUCGCUUCCGAAUCGCCACUUCCGGACGUCACGACCACCGCGGACUUCCUUCACCGACAGGAACCGGCCAACGGAAUCAUCAGCAUCGUCGAGGCGGCCUCAUCGGCGGCCGCGGCCACCAAUCCGCCAAUUUCGAUGAUAAUACCCUGCUACGAGCUGGCUACGACGAUGACCAUCUCACCCUCGCCGACGCCGACCGCCACCGUCGACGGCCCCCUGACACCGCCCACGUCCGAGCACUCGUCCGACACCGAGUGCUCCGUGUCGAGCGGAUCGCCCAGCUCGCAAGUUUCGCCCGGCACCACCAGCGUGUCCUCGUCCUCCGCCGCCAGUGUGUUCUCGUUCGUGCACUCCAGCCCCUCUCCCGCGUCGUCCACCUGCUCAGCCCCUCAGUCCGGACGCAGAGUGACGCGAAGGCCCGCAGCACCGGUACAGCCACCAUCAACCGCCACAUCCGUCAUCGUGAACGGCUCAACGCUGGCGGCCGCUUCCCGCAAGCACAAAGCUUCCUCGGCGGCCAGUGGACAGCCCUCCGCCAAGGUGUCUGCGGUGGCAUCCAGUUCCGGUGGCACACCGAGCAAGGCCGCCGAGCUGUACACGUACGACGAUCUGAUCUCGAGCGAUGGCCGAUCGAAGAAUCGCAAGAAGCCACCGAAAGACGGUGCUCAGUCGGGUCAGGGAAGCGUGGGAUCUCCGGGUCCGGAGGCCACCAGCACCGCCAAGGUGAGUGCGGGCGCUAAAGCGACCAAUAAUCCAGCGGUGACCACCAGCAAUGGCGAGGAGUUGUUGGCUGGCGGUGAGUCUGGACCGGUGGCGAGCGUAAAGGGCAAGUACAAGUGUCCGGAGUGUGGGAAGCAGUACGCUACGUCGAGUAACCUGUCACGGCACAAGCAGACCCACCGUAGUCUGGACUCGCAGUCGGCCAAGAAGUGUGUCACCUGUGGCAAAGCGUACGUCUCGAUGCCGGCCCUAGCGAUGCACCUGCUGACGCACAAGCUGUCCCACAGCUGCGGCGUCUGCGGUAAGCUGUUCUCGCGGCCCUGGCUCCUGCAGGGACACCUGCGGUCACACACGGGCGAAAAGCCGUACGGCUGUGGACACUGCGGCAAAGCGUUCGCGGACCGGUCGAAUCUGCGGGCUCACAUGCAGACGCACUCGGCGGACAAGAACUUUGAGUGCGGCCGAUGCCACAAGACGUUCGCCCUCAAGUCGUACCUCAACAAGCACCUGGAGUCGGCCUGCUUCAAGGAGGACGAAGGCACGGACGGCUCGUCGUGCGGGCCGUUCAGCUCGCCCGUCACCAUCGUCGGGGGCCGCAAGAUCUUCCACAGCAGCCAGGACAUCGAUCGGGAUGAGUAUGCGAUGCGCGUGGCCAGUGGCAGAUCGGCGGGGCAACACAACUUCCACAACGAUGACAGCUGCUCCACGACCACGAUCGACGUGGUCACGGCCGACGCGGGAGACGACGACUGUGAAGACGACGACGAUGAGGAGGAAGAUAUCGAUAUCAUCACGACGUAA